UUUAUGAAUUAGGCUAAUGCGUAGCUAAACUUUUAGCUCAAAAAAUCAAUGAAUGGUCCUUAUAAAUAAUAUCCCCUUGUAAAUAAUAUUGGUCACCCAUCUAAUAAGACUCUACACUAGUGAUCAUGCGGACUACACCUUUCUCCCAUUUCAACAUUCAAUCGAUUGCACGGGCGUCACCUCGCCCUACAACCACUAUAAUCCAUCGCAAAAUAACCUCAUCGCGGAGGUUAUCUCCAGUCUACGCGGUGGCUUCACCCACAACUCCUCCAUCACGUCACCAGGUUACUCACUCAAUGCCACCAGAAAAAUUGGAAGUCUUCAAGUCUUUAGAAUCUUGGGUUUCCAAAAGUGUCCUCCCCCUUCGUCAGCCUGUAGAGAAAUGUUGGCAGCCCAUUGAGUUUCUCCCUGACCCAUCUCAAGGGCCUGAUAAAUUCGAGGAAGAGGUCCGGUCCCUAAGGCAACGAGUUUUAGGGCUUUCAGAUGAGUACUUUGUGAUGCUUGUGGGUAUUAUGCUAACUGAGGAUGCUUUGCCCACUUACCAGACCGUAUUAAAUACAUGGGAUGGAGUACGCGAUGAGACCGCGUGCAGCCCAUGUCCAUGGGCAAUUUGGACUCGGUCAUGGACAGCUGAGGAGAACCGACAUGGUGAUCUGUUACGGACUUACCUUUAUCUUUCGGGGAGAGUGGAUAUGUUGAUGAUUGAGAAGACACUACAAUACUCAAUUGGAGCUGGAAUGGAUAUUGGAACAGAGAACAAUCCAUAUUUGGGCUUUGUGUACACGUCAUUUCAAGAGCGAGCCACGUUUUUGACGCAUGGCAAUAUGGCUAGGCUAGCUAAAGAGGGCGGAGACCCCAUGCUAGCACGUAUAUGUCGAACCGUUGCAGCAGACGAGAAGCGUCACGAGAAUGCCUACACAAGAAUUAUUGAGAAGUUACUGGAAGUGGACCCAAAUGAGACUAUGCUAGCCAUUGCGAACAUGAUGAAAAAGAAAAUCAUAAUGCCAAUGCAUCUCAUGUAUGAUGGGCAAGAUCCUAAUAUAUUUGAGCACUUCUCAGCUGUUACCCAAAGGCAAGGGGUUUACACAACCCGUGAUUAUGCCGAAAUAUUAGAUUUUUUUAUAACACGGUGGAAAUUGGAAAAGCUUGAGGGCUUGACGGGCGAGGCGAGGCGUGCACAAGAUUUUGUGUGCGGACUUCCACGUAGGGUUAGGAAGUUGGAAAAUCGAGCAAAAAUAUUAGAGUCACGUCGAGUGAAGUUUAGCUGGAUUUUUAACAAGCAAGUGAGUGUUUAGAUGUAUUGAUUUGUAAUAAAGAUGUAAAACAAUAAACUUGUCCUUUCACUAAUAAUAAUCCUUUUGGCUAAGCUACUAAAAUAAAUUUGGUUUGAAAUGUACUUCUUGUUAAAAAUGUUAUCUGAAAAAAUGUUCAGGAGAGUA
This is a messenger RNA of Lycium ferocissimum, 1439 nucleotides long. RefSeq names its product stearoyl-[acyl-carrier-protein] 9-desaturase 6, chloroplastic-like. The record is from RefSeq and is a predicted model, not a curated record. Gene Ontology annotation, biological process: fatty acid metabolic process. Gene Ontology annotation, cellular component: chloroplast stroma. Lineage: Eukaryota; Viridiplantae; Streptophyta; Magnoliopsida; Solanales; Solanaceae. Bases 126 to 1295 code for a protein of 389 amino acids. The transcript is spliced from 2 exons. Gene Ontology annotation, molecular function: stearoyl-[ACP] desaturase activity.